AUGUCCGCAGGUGUGUUUCGACCCGGUAGGGCCAGGUCCCUGGUCCUGGCCAUGCUGGCGUUGAUACUCGUGUGCACCGUCUACUUCUACAGGUCUCCGACAACCGCGUCUUCCACCGUCUCAGUAGUACCAAAUACCGCCUUCGAAGUCCCCCUCACAGAACGCCAAAAGGAUUUCUGGAAAGCGCUGCGACCGAUCAUCGAACGUCAUAACCCGAACUGCCCGGCUCCGGAGAAGCGAGGCGACGUUGCAGCACAGCACUUUGACCCCGCGAAAGAACAGCCGAGGCCAGAUCUGUCGGUGCUGAGCGAGGAGGAUGAACGGAAAAUGGAAGAGGCCCACGCGGCCUUCAUUGAGGAUAUCAAGAAUUCGGGCAAGGUGCUGAAGCCCAUCCAUACCCCCGGGAAGCGAGGACUGGUGUCGACGGCCGGGUCGACAUAUUUGCCCGUUUUUGUGUCCUCGCUACGGAUGCUCCGUCGCGCCGGGUCAACGUUGCCCGUGGAAAUAUAUAUGAAGGAUGCCACAGAACAUGAGAAACGCGUGUGCGAGGAUGUGCUUCCUCAGUUGGAUGCACGCUGUCUAGUGUUAGCGGACGUGGUGGGGAAGAAUGUCAUUGAGCACUACCAACUCAAAAUCUUCGCAGUGCUGUUCUCCUCCUUCGAGGAGAUCGUGUGGAUGGACGCCGAUUGUUUCCCACUGGGUAAACCCGAGGAUCUGCUCGACUCGGAGCCCUUCAAGACUCAUGGUUUAGUCACAUGGCCCGACUUCUGGGCCUCCUCGGCGUCCCCUCUGUAUUUCAGAAUCUCCCGGCAAGAACCACCUUCCAUGGCUGCGCGGCAGUCAUCCGAGACUGGCGCAUUCUUGGUGAACAAGAAAACUCACUUGCUGGCUCUCUUGUUGGCCUCGUAUUAUAAUUUCUACGGCCCGUCACAUUAUUUCCGUCUGUUGACCCAGGGAGGUCCAGGCGAGGGUGACAAGGAAACAUUCUUGCAAGCCGCUUCUGCGGUCGGUGCACCCUUCUACACCGUCAGUGAAAGAGUGCAGGCUAUCGGACAUGCCAGCCCGGGUGGACUGUCUGGAUCCGCGAUGGCACAGUCAGAUCCGCGGGAGGACUUUGCUUUGACGAAAGAAGACAAGUGGCGCGUUAAGGACGAGUCUGUCGCUCCCGCACCACACGUCUUCUUCAUCCAUGCCAACUAUCCCAAAUUCAAUCCUGGUGAUCGGAUCUUUGGACUAGGUUGGGAAACAACCCCUACGUUGAAGGAUGACGGGUCAGAUGGACGUGCCUGGACGGCACCUCCCGAGACCAUCGGACGAUUUGGUUACGACGUUGAAAAGGCGUAUUGGGAAGAAAUCAAAUGGGUCAGCUGUAAUCUUGAAACGGCAUUCAAGACCUGGGAAAACAAAGUGGGACUGUGUGACAGAGUCCAAGAGUAUUGGGGCCAUGUCUUUGCUGCGCCGCACGAUGAUGAUCCUAAAUUCACCCUUGAUGGUUGA
This is a messenger RNA of Penicillium salamii, 1497 nucleotides long. The record is from the annotation of a GenBank genome assembly. Lineage: Eukaryota; Fungi; Ascomycota; Eurotiomycetes; Eurotiales; Aspergillaceae.